Molecule: messenger RNA, 1758 nt
Organism: Penicillium brasilianum
Lineage: Eukaryota; Fungi; Ascomycota; Eurotiomycetes; Eurotiales; Aspergillaceae
Source: the annotation of a GenBank genome assembly
GUGAGAACGGCGCCGUACCCUUCCUUGCUUGACUAUUCACGCGUUUGUUUUUCAACUCAAACUUGAGAUUCAGAUUUCUCUUUGCCUCAGAUCAAAUAUCAGAAGAACACCUUGAUUUGACUGAACAAUCUGUGUGCAUCCGGCUCUAAAUCUGGACUGCUUUCCCCGCACCCAAGGGUGUUAUCGAAUCUCUACUUUCGAUCGCUCCGCCAUGACCUCACAGGUAGAGACCGGUGUCUUCCAAACCAUCGAGACGGUCAACAAAGACGAGCUCAUCAUCAGAGAUAAACUCUAUGGCGAGCACAUCAUCACUGAGCCUGUGUUGAUCGAUCUCCUCCAAAGCGUCGAGCUGUCGCGUCUCAAAGGUGUCUGUCAACAUGGCGUAACGGCUCUCCUUGGUUUUGGCCCACGAGUCACCCGCUUCGAGCACUCUGUCGGUGCAUUCUUGCUGGUCCGCAAGGUCGGCGCAAGCGUUGAAGAGCAGGUAGCUGCUCUUCUCCAUGAUAUCAGCCACACGAGUCUCAGUCACGUUGUCGACUACGCACUGUCUCAGCCCGGGGAAGAUAGUUACCACGAGGUUCACAAGUCUCGAUAUCUAAAGACCACUCAACUACCCAAAAUCCUCACCCGGCAUGGUUUUGGAGACCUCAAAGCUCUUGACGAGGAACUCUUCCCGCUCGUCGAACAGCCAUCACCCCAUUUAUGUGCCGACCGGCUGGACUACUCGCUUCGUGAUGCGCUGGCCUUUGACAAAUUCAGUCUCAAAUACAUCCAGGAAGUCUUUCAUUCAUUGAAAGCGGUUCCUCAUUCCACAUCUCCCAAUCGCAUUCUUGCUUUGGAGGACCCCCAGCUUGCUUUAGCACUUGCUCGGUCAUACUUGGCCACCGAUCGAGACGUCUGGUCAAACCGAUCACAUGCAAACAUUUACAAGAGAACCGGCCGAGUGAUCAAGGAGCUGGUCCAAUCUGGGCGUGUGAAGGAAGAGGCACUCUGGAACCUGUCCGAUGAGGAUUUCUGGGCAUUGCUGCGUCGGGACGCACCCCCAGCGAUCUUGCGUGAACUGGACAAGCUCGAAACGGAAGGUCUACCUGACGAGAACACACUGCAACUUCCUCGAGAGACAAAGAUUCGGACGCUUGAUCCAGAUAUUUGUCAGGAGGCUCAAGCGGAGCCCUUGCCUUUGUCGGUCGUUCUCCCUGAAUGGGCUGCAGAGCGCCAGCAGUACAUUGUUAGCCGUGAAUCCACGCGAGAAUAAGGCUUGCACAAUGAUCUAUUCAACAUUCAUGGCUGAAGGUACUGCGUUUUGCGAAGAAAUUACGAAAACAAAAUUACCGAGAGGACGACAAGGAGGAUCGAAAUGCUUUCGUGAAGACAAAUCCAAUUGCUCUGGUUCUACCUACGUUAAUAGGUAAAGGCAGCCUAGAAGUGUUCAUGUCUUUUAGUGAUUAGAUCAAAAAUCACGUCCUUGAUGAUAACAUGAAUUACUCAUUAGCCCGCAAAUAUUUCCAACUUUAUGUCCAUGCCACCUGUAGCAAUGAUGCACAUUUGCUCUAUCACCUUCUUCGAUCUACUUGUUUGUGCAUCUUUGAGAAUCUGAACCACCCCCGUCUGCCCAUACUCCACGACGCAGCGCAUCGAAGUGCGGCCACUGCUAUCAUGCGCAAGAUAUCUAGUCCACGUUCUCGAAGCCGCCGGACCAUAGACUCGCUACCCGACCACGCUGCCAUAUGUAAUGCUUUACAGCCAUCAACAUCCACA